AAAUUACUGUGCACUGAGGACCAUGCCAUUGUACUGUAUGACGCAUUCGUUUAUUAAGCAUAUCAAAACGAAAGAUUACUUUAGCCAAUUUCUCGGCAAAACGAAUGCAGUCAGAUAAGCCAUGCGGACGGCCGCGGUGGCGUGUAGGACGCUGGCCGUGAUACCACGCGUUACAAGUCUAAAUUCACGCGUGGGCUCCUACUCGUAUCCCUGCAGUCCGCGCAGGCAUUGUUCGCGAAUCCGUAUGUUCUUAAUUGUGGCCUACGUUAUAUCAAGUUUAAUUGUCGUGAAAGGUCAACGACUUCUCACUGUAAACCCUUUUGCACGGUCUAUAACUCCCUCCAAAAUGCACCGGUACCCACAAUCUGUAUGGAAACAUUGUUACGUAUAUAGUGCGUGCCCUAAGUGUUAUAUAAAUUGGUAUCAUCCAAGGUUUGCAUCGGGCUCAACCCCUUUCAAAAUCAUACCUGUAUGGGAAUCGACCGUGCCAAUGAAUCGCAAAGGGCAAAUAUGGCCGUUUAGCGACUACCCUAUGCUGCGAGUAAAUAAGAUUAAUUUGCCUGUACAUACAGAGCGAAUGGACCAUUAUAGGCUUUUAUCACUAAUGACAUCUACAGUCUCAACCUAUCCACACAGUGCACAUUCACCGAUUAACAAUUUAUCUCAAACUACAACUUUGACGUUAGACAGCUUAAAUAAAGCAAGGGACUCUAUGAUCGCUUACCAGAAGAAUUCUGUUAAAUUUAAAAUGAGUUCUGAUAAGCCGGAAUCUUUUUUCAAUAAUACUUUCAAUGGAAGAAGAAUGAACGAUGCAAAUAGUAAAGGAGCCACAAACACAAAACCAAUAUUGCUUGGUGUCACAAACACAAAGUCAAUGUUGCUGCAAAAUAAGACUGAUCGUGAUCAUGUGCAAAAUGCUGGGAAUGCAUCCACCACCGUCCCGCCUUUGGAUGUGGCAACUACACAAUCGGUGCUAAGUUUAAUGCAAUAUCACUAUGGAACAACCUCAACCACUUUCUUUAACACGUCUUCCCACGACAGUAAUAAAUCUGGCCAAAAAAAUAAUCCAACAAAAAGAGACAUUCUUUUUAGGAUAUUCCGGAAAACACUAGAUAGAGUUGAACGUAAAUUUCUAUUGUCGGCGUUCAAUAAGUUGACCGCUAUCAGUCCAGACAAUCGGAAAGAAAAUGGAAUUAGCUUUUUACAAUCGGGGCUUUUCCUGUACCACCUGCUGAUGUCGCUGUCUAUUACAAUGGAUCAAAACGCAAUUCGAGAAAUAGAAGAGUGUAUUGGUUUAAAUAUGUCGCAAGCAGAUAAAAUCGAGAUAUUAGAACGAACAGUAUCAUGGCUUCCCAAAUCCAGCGCAGAGCUGAAAUUCAGGUGGUCGUCGCGGCUGGUGCUGCAGCGCGCGGUGUCCGGAGACGCGUUCCACAGCGCCGCCGCGCGGGCUCUGCCGCUGCGGCUGAGCUGGCUCGACGGCAACGAGACCUCGGCACAACUUACCGACACCCUUAACACUAUGGUGUUGUCUGACUCCGGAGGCAGCAUGCACGACACGUUCUCGGAGGAGGAGGUGGAGGCGGGCGUGUGCGCCGCGGCGCUGGGCACGGUGUACCUGCGCGGCACGUGGCGCGCGGCGCCCACGCUGCUCAACGACACGCUGCCCUUCCGCGACGCACCCGCCGCCCCCGACCGCUCCUCGCGCUACUUCCGCCUCAAUGACAUCAUGGCUUACUCCUACUUGCACGAAUGGGACACAGAGGCUAUAGAGAUACCGUACUCUACGCCUGGCCUCACGCUACUGAUCCUGGUGCCCAAAGAGCCGUCGCUGCGGCCGCUGGUAGAGCGCGCUGCCGCCGUGGGGCUGGAUGCCGUGGUCGGCGUUAUGCACACGAUGAGGGUAGCCGUCACACUACCGCUCUACACGUUGCGCAUGACUUUAUUGCUGCCUAAUAAACUACAAGAUAUGGGCAUGCAAAGUUUGCUAACGAAUGGCACAGACUGCCAGCCUAUCAGGCUGUCCCACGCCGUGCAGCGGCUCAUGUUCUGGGCAGAGGCUGGCCGAAACGCGUUCAAAGAUGAUGGUAUAGAAUGGGACCCGCGUCCAGAAUUGGAAAUUGUCGUAGACCGUCCAUAUCUGUUCUUCGUUCGUUGGGAUAACAUAACUAUUAUGAAUGGAGUAUUCGUACUGUGACUAGUAUUGGUCGCAGUUGCGUAGCCAAUGAGGAUCAAUG
Molecule: messenger RNA, 2234 nt
Organism: Cydia amplana
Lineage: Eukaryota; Metazoa; Arthropoda; Insecta; Lepidoptera; Tortricidae
Gene: serpin-29
Exons: 7
Coding region: 122-2194 (690 amino acids)
Source: RefSeq, a predicted model, not a curated record